This is a messenger RNA of Suillus bovinus, 1603 nucleotides long. RefSeq lists its product as uncharacterized. Lineage: Eukaryota; Fungi; Basidiomycota; Agaricomycetes; Boletales; Suillaceae. The record is from RefSeq and is a predicted model, not a curated record. The coding region runs from base 185 to 1171 and encodes 328 amino acids. The transcript is spliced from 20 exons.
GCCUGGAUGAGCGAUGAUCGAUACCACCACCAUUACAAUUGCAACCGCUACGGUCUGGAAUCAAUUUCUUGACCGUAUAUCGGAAAUAUGGUCAUCAAUGGUCCAAUCUUCAUAUAUAUCAUCAUGAUAAAUCUUUGCUGCUGCACGCUUUUCCGUCCCCUCCUUCCUUCGUUCCCUUCAAAUCAUGGGCAGUUUAUCAACAGUAUAUGGCCCUGUUCUUCUGGGUGGUUUUCUUGCUUCGGUAUUAUCUGGGGUCAUAACGGCGCAGACAUUUACUUAUAUCAGACAAUACCCCAAUGAUACACGCAUCACGAAAAUGAUUGUUGCUGUGACUUGGAUAUUAGACUCCAUCCAUACCUGCCUCGUGUGUAUGGCAUCAUGGAUUUUCAUGAUACAGUGGUUCGGUGAUGAGAGCAAGAUAGACAACAUACCUCCGCCAUUGGCGGCAUCCAUUGCGUUGACAGCUUUUCUUACUUUGAUCGUGCACUGUUUCUUUGCGCAUCGUAUUUACAAGUUAACGCACAACGAUUGCCGGAUCAGUGUUCCUAUUGUUUUAUGCGCUUUCUUGCGACUGGUUGCUGCACUUAUCACCACUGUUAAGAUGAUCGAAUUGCAGACAAUGACUGCAUUCAGACAAAGCAUUGACUGGGUGUUUACCGCGGGUCUCUCAUUAUCAUGUGUUGUGGACAUCCUCGUUACUUCGGGUCUGUGCCUCACGCUACGCAGAAGUCGUAAUUCGUAUUCGAACGUGGACCGUAUAAUUAACAUCAUUAUCUUGUAUACAUUGGAGAAUAAUGCGCUCACGAGUACCGCCACCAUUAUCUCGAUGGUAUGCUGGGCGACUAUGCACAACCUCGUUUUCAUUGGGGUCCAUUUUGUACUCAGCAAACUUUACGCUAACUCUUUACUAGCAACCUUGAAUUCCCGUAAACAACUUCAAGAAGAACGUGCGCGUGGAGCCCAUUCAAACGAACUUCCGGUUGCUUUUCCAGGCAGGUAUCAGUCCAAAUAUUCGAAACGUUUGGAUCCUGGAAACAAGUUGGAAAUCAAUGUAGAACGGACCGUCGAGUAUGAAGUAGUCGAAGGCUUUGCGAAACAAAGUCCGCAUAUCCCUUCGGAAAGUCCACCCCCAACAGCUGAUCCGGACCACAUUACGGUCAACGCACUUUAAUAAUUAUAUUACCGCUUCCUCUUCGUGCGUGCUGCGCGAGAUCUCCUAUCUUUUGCAGUCUCUCCUUACGUCUUGGUCGAAGUCGAAUUUUCCGUCGCAAUCGCGUCCGUCCACAGGACAAGUAAAUCACUUCAUCUACUGUUUCCUCUGUGGUUUUGUGCGUCUCAAUAGUUAUUUGUCUUCUGUGGUCCAGUCGCAGGCCGUCGAACUACAUUUUACAUAGCACUGCACAGAGAUCAAGGGUUAUGGUGUUACAGAUUAUGCAUGGGGUGAGGUGGACAUUCUAAAGGUCCUUUGGUAUAGUUAUUCCCAUGAGUCCCUCUGAUCGGCGGUCCCAGGCCGGGAUUAACGUACUUUUCGAGGGUCACACCUGCAAUGCUAUGCAGGGACUGAAAUGACAGAAGUACCUAUAUGCAGGGCAACCUUUCAAAC